Messenger RNA from Fopius arisanus, 2057 nucleotides. RefSeq lists its product as uncharacterized. The transcript has 6 exons. The record is from RefSeq and is a predicted model, not a curated record. The coding region runs from base 104 to 1936 and encodes 610 amino acids. NCBI's taxonomy places the organism in Eukaryota, Metazoa, Arthropoda, Insecta, Hymenoptera, Braconidae.
UCUACAAUUGCAUGUUUCGUUACUUUUACUGCCUAAAUGUUAUUCGCGAGUGUAAUAAUUGAUUAAUUAAUUACCCGGUUCGUUCAUAACUUCACCAAAAAAGAUGAGUGUUUCAAUAUCUCCAAAAUACAAGUGUGUAAUUUUUCCUCGAGACAAAGGAUGUCUUAAAAGCAUCGACGGUGUGCCAUCCAAGUGGAUUUUUUACGAUCCUAGCAUUGACAAGUUAUUCUCAUUUUACCCUGACAUAGAUAUUAAUGAUCGUAAGAAAUACGAAGAAUUUCAACAAAUGGUAAAAAAUAAUGAAGGUCCCAACAAAUCUUGGCCUGUUCAUGAGGUCGAAAUCCGUGGAGUAGCAGAUACUUAUGAUGAACUUGAGGAGAAGUUAAGGAUCCUAGGCCAGAAAAGCUUUGCUUUCUCAUCAGACACCGAUGUUUUUCCCAAAGAGAGGGGACUUCUUGAAAGAGAAAAAUAUAAAUGCCGAACAGUGAAAAAUAAUGCGGCGGAAAUGUCCCAAUUGUUUGAGGAUGCACGACAGAGUCUCAAGAAGCAAAAAAGUUCAUCAAGAGUCCAAUGCAAGGAUGCUGCUAUACGUAAAACUCUAUCAAAGCAGCAAAAUAGCAACGAUUUUAUGCAUAAAUCUGAUGCAGAAAAAUCUGUUUCAUCUGCUGAUGGGAGCACAACGUUGUUUUCGGUCUCCCCAACAACACCUCAAUUAAAUAAAACGUCAAAACGUCGAUCAACAAUCUUAAAUACUUCUUCAGAGACAUCUCCCCAGCUUCCACAAAAAAAAAAAAAAAAAGGUGAGAAUCUCGAACGUCAUGAGUCUAAAAAAUUAACAGCGAUGCGUGAAGCCCCAAAGCAUGUUGAAGUGAACGCAAUCAUUGUUCGAUCGGAAAUAAAUCGAAAACAUCAACCUGAGGAUGCGAUCGUCCUGGGACCUUCCAGAGAUCGAAGAGAUGGUGAACAAUGGCUAACUACUCCACAGAUGAUUCACGAAUCCUCAGAAGCUUUGAAUACUUCAACUCAAGCUCUAUCUAUGAGCUCUUCAAUUUCGCCCCACUUUUCACUUUUGACAUCCCCAAAGCCGAUAGGCAGUUCUAGUCCAAGAUCGCCGCUGAAGGAUGUCGGCAAUAGAGUCACAAUGCGAAAGUUUAAGAGUUCAGGCAUCAAUCUUACAAAGCCAAGACAAUCACCAGCCUCGUUCUCCAGACCUAUUAAAGAUUUAGAUGAUGAUGGAUUGGAAGAUGAAAAAAAAGAUUUGAAGGAAAUCAUGAUCAUGUGUUGCCGACAAGUGCGUAUGAAUGGACACAAAAUAGAUCGUCUGAAGGGUCAAUUUGUAGAGAUGAAAAAUGAAAUAACUCAUCUAAGAAGUGCCCCCCAUCCAAGCCAAUUAAUCGAUGGAUUUGGUACAGAAUCAGAAGGAGAUGAGGCCAGAGAUGGAUUCAAACUACCGUGUAAGACACUGGAAGAAUUGAGAGCUUUUGACAAGCAAUUGGAAGAGGAUAAGUCUUACAGGAAAAAAAUUUGCAUGAGGGUGCAUAAGUACAUCAAUAAAGGGCUUUCACUCUCUCGAAAUUUGGGCGUAGUCCUUCGCAAAUUUCUCACACAACAAGUGGGAAAUAAGAUGACCCCUUUGAAGAAGGUGCAGGGUAAAGAGCUGUUCAAGAAUCUGAAAUUUUAUGGUUGUCUUAUUGCUGUUUUUGGUUUAAAUUUUGGAUCUAAAAAAGAACCUUUGGAACGUAAGACUUUCAAUGCUGCAUUAAGUGGGGCUUUGAACAAUUCUGGAGACUGGGAUGGUGGACGAUCUCGUCGAGCUAAACGCACUAAGUUGAAGGAACCAAUCAAUCCAGAGUAUGGCGACGCAUUCAUGGCAGAGAUAUUAGCAGAAAAUGAGAUUGUUACAAACAGUCGAAGAGACGAAAGAAAUGAGGACUAGCUUUAUGGAAAAAAAACAACUGAAUUCGUCUAGGAAAGCCAUUUUAUUCAUUAAUGGUAGAAAUUAAUGUUAUUGAUGUUGAUGUUAGAAAAAGUUUAAAAAAGAUUACGUUUUUAUUUUU